ACCGGGGAGUCACCGGCAGUCCAAGCGGGCGUGAAAAAUGGCUCCUCAAAGCCGGAUUGCUUUGCUUUGCUCCUUGCUCUGUAGUGUUGCAUUCCUCUGGUGUGGAGCGGAAGGACAGAGUGGUGCUGAGCCAGAAGUGACUCUUGCGCUCGGACGGCUCAAAGGGAAGCAAACAAAUGUGAAGGGGACAGACAAACUUGUAAAUGCAUUCCUUGGAAUUCCUUUUGCAAAAGCCCCCGUUGGAGCCUUGAGGUUUUCCCCACCUGAACCACCUGAGCCCUGGAAUGGUGUGAGAGAUGCCACGUCUUACCCACCCCUGUGUCCUCAAGAUCUGUCCUUGUUGAAAAUAGCUGAAAGAAACUUCAAAGAAAAACACAUUUCCUUCCGAACUUCUGAGGACUGUUUGUAUCUCAGUGUUUACAGCCCUGCUGGUUCCAGCAAGAAGGACAAGUUACCUGUAAUGGUGUGGAUCCAUGGAGGCAAUUUUAUAUUUGGUGGUGCAUCUAGGUAUGAUGGUUCAGCACUGUCAGCCUACGAGAAUGUUGUGGUAGUAAUAAUUCAGUACAGACUUGGACUCCUUGGAUACUUCAAUACUGGGGAUGAACAC
This is a messenger RNA of Empidonax traillii (willow flycatcher), 607 nucleotides long. RefSeq names its product fatty acyl-CoA hydrolase precursor, medium chain-like. The transcript is spliced from 5 exons. NCBI's taxonomy places the organism in Eukaryota, Metazoa, Chordata, Aves, Passeriformes, Tyrannidae. The annotation marks the transcript as partial. The record is from RefSeq and is a predicted model, not a curated record.